Molecule: messenger RNA, 471 nt
Organism: Metarhizium robertsii ARSEF 23
Lineage: Eukaryota; Fungi; Ascomycota; Sordariomycetes; Hypocreales; Clavicipitaceae
Exons: 1
Coding region: 1-471 (156 amino acids)
Source: RefSeq, a predicted model, not a curated record
AUGGAUUUUGUCGGUAGUGCCGACAGCGGACCCACAUCCUUGCCAGGCUUGCCUGACAACAGCUACAGCGACCCGGGUAGCUCCUUCGACCUCAGCGCGUCGGAUAUCGUGAAAGAGCAGGCGGACAAUACAACUUUCUCUUCCGACUGCGUUGGCUAUGAAGGAAUUGACUGGAAUCGCCUCUCAGGCUAUUCCAUCAGUAGACCCCGAAAAAGGCCACGCACUGGCUGGGUGUGGGAGUAUGGGUACGACGUUGAAAAUGACAGCUCUGGUCAUCGAUUUUGGGUGUGCAAGCUCUGCCACCGAAAGAAGGCCAUAACGACUCAUAUGUACGACGCCGCAUCGACGAGCCAAGCGAACAGCCACAUGGCGGACGUCCAUCGUGUCGAUCGAGACGGGCAAAUACCACCUCGAGGAAAGAAGCAACCAGACAUCUCAGUAAUGAAUACAUAUUCUUUGCUUAUGGCAUAA